This is a messenger RNA of Coregonus sp. 'balchen', 3968 nucleotides long. NCBI's taxonomy places the organism in Eukaryota, Metazoa, Chordata, Actinopteri, Salmoniformes, Salmonidae. The record is from the annotation of a GenBank genome assembly.
CUACUUGACGUAACAAUCCGGAACACACCCCUUCACGAAAGUAGCAGUCAGGCUGCCUACGAGCGAACGAACUGGUAAGGAAAAGUACCACUCACGACUGACGGACAUAAGUCAGUAGUAAAUAAUAGCAAAGUGACAUUUCAGCGACACUUUCGUCUAUUCAGUUUCAGUUCAUGUUCAUGAAUGAUCGUUCGGUUUCAAAACGUGUUUGCGACGCGUGCACUUGCUACAGUUCCCCAGUGUUUGUUUACAACACUAUUAUUAGAAAUACGAUCUAAUAAUAGUUCAUAGGGAUUCAACUUUAGGAAUGUUUCUCUCUAGAUAUGCUUAUGUUUUAGAAAAAUACUUUAUAUACCCAUAUUCCUUGGCGCAUUGGUCUGAAGUUGACAACCCAUCUGAAAGACACACAGAUUGGAGAGUUUGAGCAGGGCAGCCCCUGAGGAGCCAUUUAAGGGGUUGCUCAAGGAUACUGGCUUAUUCCCCAGCAGAUUUUUGUCAGUUGGGAUUCAAAACCGGCAACCCUCCGGUUUGCUAGCCCACUUUUUACAUUGAAAAAGCUGCGUUUGUUUCCAAAUAUGCCUGCAGCAGCUGAGACACAAGACCUGUCCUAUGUCGUCGCCAGAGAUCGCUUCCCUGUCCUGGGGACACAUGAAGGUGAAGGGCUGCUCCUCUGCCUAUAAGGACUGUAAGGUGUGGCCCGGGGGCAGCCGCGCCUGGGACUGGAGAGAGACUGGGACGGACGUAAGUUAUGAUGAUAAUAGGACGAAUAGGACAUGGGUUGCGUCUCAAAUGUCCACUUAUAUGACGAUAAUGAUGUCACUCACUAUGUGUGUAGCAUCACCCUGGAGUGCAGCCUGCAGAUCUGGAGGAGGUGCUUCAGAAGGGGGUGGAGAUUCUGGUCAUCGGGCGGGGCAUGAGUGAGGCGCUGCAGGUAUGCCCCAUAUACACACACACUCCCCCUACUCCCUACACGUUUACAUGACACUUUCCCUAGACCUACACAUUUACCCUACACUUUCCCAGUGGUGGAAAAAGUACUCAAUUGUUAUACUUGAGUAAAAGUAAAGAUACCUUAACAGGAAAUGACUAAAGUAAAAGUUACCCAGUAAAAUACUACUUGAAUAACAAUGUACUUAAGUACAGUGGUAGAAAAAGUACUCAAUUGUCAUACUUGAGUAAAAGUACAAAGUAAAAGCUAUACAUCAAAUUCCUUAUAUUAAGCAAACCAGACGGCACGAUUUUCAUAUUAUUUUUAAUUAAGGACAGACAGGGGCACACUCCAACAGUCAGACAUAAUUUACAUACACGGUAUUUGUGUUUCAUGAGUCCGCCAGAUCAGAGGCAGUAGGGAUGACCAAGGUUAUCUGUAAGUCUUCACAAGGUUUUCACACACUGUUGCUGGUAUUUUGGCCCAUUCCUCCAUGCAGAUCUCCUCUAGAGCAGUGAUGUGUUGGGGCUGUCGCUGGGCAACACAGACUUUCAACUCCCUCCAAAGAUUUUCUAUGGGGUUGAGAUCUGUAGACUGGCUAGGCCACUCCAGGACCUAGAAAUGCUUCUUACGAAGCCACUCCUUCGUUGCCCGGGCGGUGUGUUUGGGAUCAUUGUCAUGCUGAAAGACCCAGCCACGUUUCAUCUUCAAUGCCCUUGCUGAUGUAAGGAGGUUUUCACUCAAAAUCUCACGAUACAUGGCCCCAUUAAUUCUUUCCUUUACACGGAUCAGUCGUCCUGGUCCCUUUGCAGAAAAACAGCCCCAAAGCAUGAUGUUUCCACCCCCAUGCUUCACAGUAGGUAUGGUGUUCUUUGGAUGCAACUCAGCAUUCUUUGUCCUCCAAACACGACGAGUUGAGUUUUUACCAAAAAGUUAUAUUUUGGUUUCAUCUGACCAUAUGACAUUCUCCCAAUCCUCUUCUGGAUCAUCCAAAUGCACUCUAGCAAACUUCAGAUGGGCCUGGACAUGUACUGGCUUAAGCAGGGGGACACGUCUUGCACUGCAGGAUUUGAGUCCCUGGCGGCGUAGUGUGUUACUGAUGGUAGGCUUUGUUACUUUGGUCCCAGCUCUCUGCAGGUCAUUCACUAGGUCCCCCCGUGUGGUUCUGGGAUUUUUGCUCACCGUUCUUGUGAUCAUUUUGACCCCACGGGGUGAGAUCUUGCGUGGAGCCCCAGAUCGAGGGAGAUUAUCAGUGGUCUUGUAUGUCUUCCAUUUCCUAAUAAUUGCUCCCACAGUUGAUUUCUUCAAACCAAGCUACUUACCUAUUGCAGAUUCAGUCUUCCCAGCCUGGUGCAGGUCUACAAUUUUGUUUCUGGUGUCCUUUGACAGCUCUUUGGUCUUGGCCAUAGUAGAGUUUGGAGUGUGACUGUUUGAGACAGAGUUUAUAUGAUAGGGCCAUAAUUCUGUCCCUGCUUGAGCAUUCUAAAUGUAACAAGUACUUUCAGGUGUAGGGAAAAUGUUAUGGCGUAAAAGUUAUUAUUUUCUUUAGGAAUGUAGUGGAGUAAAAGCAAAUGUUGUCAAAAAUAUAAAUAGUAAAGUACAGAUACCCCAAAAAACUACUUAAGUAUUUUUACUUAAGUACUUUACUCCACUGCACUUUCCCCAGCCAUACACAUUUACCCCAAAGAUUGUUUAUUAUAUUGACAAGAUAUUAGUGACCACUCUAACAAUGGAAAUAAAUGUCCGUAAAGAUGGAAGGCAGGCGGGAGGAGGUGAGAUCAGGUGGGACUAUUCUAGCCAAUGAGGGCAGAUACACGUGUGAACAAUAGGCCAUAGAGAUAUAUAGAGGACUCAUCUUUGUAUCUGUGCAAUUAUAGAGUCUGUGACAGCAAUAGGCCAUGCCAUUGAGGCUAUUUAAUUUUUCUUAAUUGGCUGAUUUUUUCCAACUCAUAGGAAUCUCCACCCAGUUGACUACUUUAAAAUGUUGGAAGCCUUCAAUGGCAAUGUCCAUGCUAAAAUGGAUUAUAUCCAUGAUGAGUCCUCUAUCUAUCUCUACGACAACCGGAAAAACUCCGAUAUAAAGUUGUUUUGUGGUAAAUUGCCGACAUGCCACGGGCGUCCACUUAUAUCACUGCAUUCGUAACAACCUAACCAUUACAAAACUUCAUUUCAAUCAAAUAAGAACAAUUACAUAUUGUAAAGUGGUUAUCCCACUGGCUAUAAGGUGAAUGCACCAAUUUGUAAGUCGCUCUGGAUAAGAGCGUCUGCUAAAUGACGUAAAUGUAAUGUAAUUACAUUUUUUGUUGACCAAAUUCGACACUCAUUGACCUCCAUACAAACAUUCCUCACUUCGUGGGCUUAUUUUCAUGGCCAGAUUUUGGGCGGAGUAAAACCUCUUGCUUCCUCUCGGUUUACCCUACCCUUCACAUUCCCUAGCCCCUACGAACAUACUUUCACCAGCUCCUACAGAUUUACCCUACACUUUCCCUAGCCACUACACAAUUCCCCUGAUUUCUCUCUCUGUCCGCGUUUGAGAGCAUCAAAACUGUGAUGUACCAUGGGUAAAUUGUGAAUGACUGAUCGACAAAUAAUAUUGAGUAGUUAUGAUGCAAGGUGAUUUGUAGAUCAGUCAGUCUCGACUCGCCUUUAAAGGAAAACUCCACCCAAAAACUAUAUUUUUGCUUGUCAGCAAUCAAGUUUUCAAGAUAUGUAACUUUUUGCAUCAUAUGAUUCUGGGUUUUGCAUCAUAUGAUGCAAAUUGCAUCAUACUGGGAUGAUUUCUGUAUUUUGAAAGUUACAUAUCUUGAAAACCUGAUUGCUGACAAGCAAAAAUAUAGUUUUUGGGUGGAGUUUUCCUUUAAAGUUAGCUGCAAUGUUGAAUGCCGCUCUCUCUCUAAAGGUCCCGUCCUUAACUGUGGACUUCAUGAGACAGAGAGGAGUGGAGCUGAGAGUGCUGCAGACAGAGAAGGCCGUCACAGAAUACAACAACCUGGUUGGCCAGGGAGCCAAGGUGGGUGGCGUCUUCCACUCUACCUGCUGA